Aplysia californica (California sea hare) is the source of this 7616-nucleotide messenger RNA. RefSeq lists its product as uncharacterized. The record is from RefSeq and is a predicted model, not a curated record. Lineage: Eukaryota; Metazoa; Mollusca; Gastropoda; Aplysiida; Aplysiidae. The coding region runs from base 259 to 7179 and encodes 2306 amino acids. The transcript is spliced from 6 exons.
UCCGGUGUGUGUUUGGAAAAAUAUCAAAACUGCUUUCAUUAUUACAGACACGUUCGACUUUUUUUUCUAGUCCAGUCAUGUUUACAAGGCUGGGCUUGAGAGAAAUGUCCACGCUUUGUGAACGCACUUGUUGACUGUUUGUUUCAGUUCGGUUGGAAACACAAAAUGUGAACCGCCUUCUUGUGUCCAGACAAAGGCGAUGCUGAGCCGCUCUAAGUCAAACACCAGGGCCAAGAGCUGCAGACGUUGGCUGCUCCAAUGACCUCAUCAACCCCCUCGUCUGGCCCGCCAGUCUCGGCCACGCCCACCGCACACGUCAUGGGGGUCACUGAGGGUCAAGCUCUGGACAACUUCCUCAAGGACAUCCUCUGGUUUGUCUAUGACUACCAGCUGCUGCUUAUACUGUGUCUCCCUGUCUUGGCGCUGAACUGGUGGGCGCUGAGAAUUCUGCGACAGUUUCGCCACGGACGGACGGUGCUGGACGCGACGGGAUGGAGGGAGUUGGUCAACACGUCAAACGUUGGGCUCGACAACACGGCAGGUUUUGCUCCCCACGUCGUGUUCCCAGAUCAUCUGCCAGCCCAUAAAGAUUAUUUCGUCUAUCACCGGCGGAAAAGGGGGUACGGACCCGCCACCCAGAAAUCCUCAGCUCUGUUGACCCCGCCGACCUCCCGUGCCCCGUUCUCCAGCCCCUCCGACCACCGCGAGCUGCAGUCGCCCUCCCCGUCCAUGUCCCCCAGCCCGCAAGUCGAGUUGCCCCCCAUGUCUCACCUACUGCCCUCUGACGAGUCCGAGUGCGAGUCUGAGGACCGUGACUGCAUGUCGCCCGACUUCUCCGGGAGCGCCACGAUGCUGAGGGACAAUGACGAAACGCUCAACGAGAUCACGUGGGCUUUUGACUCCUCCCCUUCGGCGUACCGCUCGCGGACAAACGUGAUCACGGAGAGCCACGAGAUCUCCAAGCGGAAAAAGCUGGCCGUGGAUCCGGACAAGUUCCUCAAGGGGAACAUCGGCGGUCACGGCAAUCAACAGACCCGAGUCCGUGAGCGAGGCAGGCGGUCUGAGAGUGAGGAGGCCAGGUGGAUGCACGUCGAUCGCGCGCACGGGGAGCGAGCCGUCAACACGAACCCCAGAAAAGAGUCGAACCGGAGUCUUUCACUGCCCAAGGAUCUCAGAACAGCGGCGUGCAGAAACGACUUCGGCCCGAGCAAAACCUCCCCUUGCAAAGACAACAGAUGGCGCUCAACGGUGGCCCAAUCCCCACCGUCUCCUGCUGUCAAAAUCAGAAAAAUCUCGAAAUCCCCUGGUGGCGGAGGCGUCCUCGUUAACAGCAACAAAUGGGGGAGGCGAUCUAGGAAGCUGGCUGCCUGCACCAUCAACCAGAAGCAGGGAACCGCCUCGGGACAACAACUCAUGAGUCACCGCAGCUCGGACUCGGAGGAGGCGUUCGUCCAUCUAACGUGCUGCCCGGAGCCGUCAUGUCGUUCUGCGGACACCACCGAGCCUCAGGCGAGCAGGAACAGAAGCGAGACCAACCUGGUCUAUAAGAGGGACAGCUGGAUCUGGUUCUCUCCCGAGACCAGGCCCAGCGUGGAGAGCUUCGCCACUCGCCAGAGAAAGUUCCAGAGCUCCGACCCGCGCGUGGCUAGACUGGCGGCUGAGAUCAAGAGACAGGAGAAACUGAACCGAGACAUCGAGCGGAAAGCCGAGUCUAUGAUCGAGAGCUCUUCCGUCUCGUCCGACCGGGUCUUUCGCGCGGACGCAGCCAAGGGGAAGAAGCGCACAGACCUCCCACGAGGCUCUGCGCUACCCCCGGUAAAUUCUUCCGACCACUCACCGACCGUGAACAGGUCGAAAAACCGCUCACACUCCGUGCCCUCUGCUCUCGUGUCGCGACAUAACGCGGCCUGUAAGAAGCAGCAGGGUGUGAUUACUUCCAAGAUGAACUUUCGAGGAUUCGAAAAGAACGCAAGGUCGCCGAAGAUGCUUCACGAGGGAGCGAGAGUGCGGGAAAACAGCGCCAGUCCCUCGAGGAAAGACGGACGUUCCCCCAAGCGAAAGCAGUCCGCCCACCACCCGGAGACCGAGGCUCGGACCCCUGCCCCGAGGAGCGCCAGCAACAACUCUAGAGGAAUCCUCCAAUUGCCCGGCCGCUGGACGGAGAGCCGGCUGAGGACCGCCUCGCUGAGUCCUCUCAGGAACGAGUCUCUGUCACCACAGCGAGAAGCUCAGCUGGGACCGAGGACGAAAGGCUCCCAGGGCUUCCAAACACAAGUACCGUCGAGACAAAGAAAUCUUCUCAACCGUCAAGGCACGUUUAGUGGAAACAGCUCCAAGCCAAACGAAGGGAUUAUAAGCAAGGCAUCUAUCUUUUCCUCUCGACAAAUUACCCGCUCUAUUCGUUUUGAGAAAUCUCCUCACGCAGGUUCCCCUCAGCGGCGGCCCGUGGACUUUGGCGAUGAAGGAUUGAACACGUACUCACCACGUGCACGUAGUCCCGACAAGUCCGGGCAGGAGCGAGCUGGGGCGGGUGUGGGCAGCGUGCGUGUGUUGGAAUCUCCGCUCAGGGUGAGUGUGUCGCCGUCUGCAAGUCGUAGGAGGGGCGGGGAAAAGGAGGCGCAGUCCCAGGGCGACAUGACCUCCGCCCUCUUCUCGACCACGGACACGGGGACGUCCAGACUCAAGUCUCCGUCUGUCGUGCUCUCUACUGGGGAGUCGGAGACUGAGUCUGCCUUCCUGAACAGGUCCGGUCACGUCUGCCAGGUGGUGCAGAAGGUCAUCAACAGAGAGGUCAAGGACGUGGUGCGCAGCCUUCUCACUGACCCGGAGCAAAGUUCAUCCUCCCACACCUCCAAAAAUCGACACUACGACGAAAAACAGCAACAACAACAACAACAACAACAACAACAGCAACAACACCACCACCAGCAGCAGAAGCCGACUCCAACAACCAGAAGUGAGAACACGCACAGCGAGGAGGAGUUGUCCCCUACCCAACGUCGGCCAAAUAAAAAGCAACAGAAUGACGCAGCGUGCAGGUUUGGUAACAAUGGUAACAGUCUCGGUUCUGAACGACACCACGGCGGCAGCAAAUGUUCUCCUCCUUCAAGGAAACCCGCGAGCCGAGCAGCCGACAGUACCGAGUCGCCCUUGUCUGACGUAGGCGUUAACACCUCUCAGUAUGAAGACAUGAUGUCAAACGAAGCUCGAACGUUUAACUCCAAAAUUCCGGUCGCUAUUCGAUCUUACAGUGCAUCGCCUCAAGAGUGGAAGCGACAAAAUUCCCCCCUUGUGCAGGUGACCAAUCAUGUUAGUGGCCAAGGAGAUGCGAGAAGGAUCAACAUCUACACUCCCGAGUACUAUUUAGGGAGAAUGAGCCCAAAGGGGCCGAUCAGAAAAACUCCAGACAGUCCACAACACGACAUGUCACCCUUUGAGCCGGUGAAAAAUAAAGCGAAGUGCCUUACUAUGCAAAAUCAAGAAGAGCCUGCGAUAAAAGUUUCUUACCAGAAACCAAUUCAAGCUGCAGCAUCUAGAGUACAUUCACCGGCUAUGUGUGAUGGGAAACGCUACACGCAACAGCAGUCCCCAGGGUCUAAGGCGGUAAAGGGGGUUGUGCAAAAGAAAAAGACGAGGUUUAUGCCAGUAAACAAGUCCACAUUACUGAUGAAUACUCUAAAUGGAAGGGACAGCGAAAACACUAUACGGCACCGAGCAACGAAAGAGUCGUGCGAUAAACGAUCAGGAUCGUUGGGAUUUUCGAACGAAAACAAAACCGGGGUUCAAACUGACAGUCAGCGAUGCCAAAAAUGGGAACACGUGUGGAGGGAAACCUCAGAAGGCGUCGAUCCGAUGUCCGCCUUGAGCAGCUGGAGCCAAGAUUCCGACGCGAGUGUCCGCGACAACGAGAAGAGGGCUGCCGCUCCUGUACGAUUCAACAAAAGACGCGAGGAAGGCCCCAGUGCCGACAGGAAAAGCUCUACCACCGCUGUUGUCGGCGCUUCCACAAAUAACUCGUCCAGUUACCUCCCGUACAAGGGUUGCCCGGCUCUACGGCCGCACGUGGGCAAAUGUGAUGCCAGAAGUACCCAGUACCAAUACCACAGCCGCGGUGAGUCCAGGUGCCAGAUGGACGACAUCAAAGCGCCCAACCUGUGCACCUCCACAGCCGCCCUCACCAACGUCCAGGUGUCUCACGUAGACACGUUUGCUCACACCAACAAGAACAAACAUUGUCCGCCCCUCCCUGUGUGGCCACGCCCCGUCCACACGAGGGGAUCUGAGGCAUGUGCCGGGACUCUGACUCACAUCAGGGCCGGUGCCGCCACCCCCGGGCCUCUGAGGGCGAUGAAGAAGCGACACCUGUGUUGGACGAAGAGAAAUUUGGGAGCGUCACACCGAGACACGACAUGUGGAAUCUAUGAGCAGCGCUCAAAUAUACACGAAUCCUUGGGUAUCGGGAAAAAGUUUGCCUGUCUUUACGGUAAAAGGCGUGCUGUCUCAAGAAACAAAACAGAGGAUCAAUCACUGUUGAGCGUGAACACAGCCCAGAGCGGAAUAUUCAGUAACGAUGUCUCAAAACCCAACAAAAUGACGUAUUCUGUGUUCCGUAGAGGCCUACAAAUCCAGGAAAAGAAAGAUGAACUAGUUAGGCCAGACUCACGUGAAGUGGACGAGUCUUUUUUGCUUAACAGAGUUUCUGGUGUCGGCAAAUUCAGGGCGGCUCAUCGCGUCAUGUUGCCUCCGACGUCUUCGGACGAAGAGAGUGAAGAAGCCGACAGAAAUUGUCAAAUUCUCCAAAAGCAGAAUUCAUUCUCAGCCACUGAAGGAAGUCAGAUUACUGAUUUAGUUCAGCCAAGUAUUAAACUCGAAGCUGACGUUCUCGUACCCAACUCCAACCCCGACUCCGGAUACGAGGAAAGUGUGUCAGAUAAAACUAUGCCCCUCUCAGACAAAACCAUGCACCUGUCAGAUAAAACUAUACCUGUUUCCGAUAAAACAAAGCCCGUGUCCGACAGAAUCAUGCCUGCUUCUGAUGUGUUAGGCAAAACUAUGCCGGUGUCGGUUAAAACCCUUCCCGUAUCGGACAAAUCCAUGCCUGUUUUAGGAAGAACCAAGUCCGCGUUAGAUAAAACCACGCGCGUUCGGCAUGAGGUCAUGGUUACAGAAAAGAGACCUCCGCCCAGCACCAGUGCUCUCCCUGAGACACAAAAUGCCGCCACAGACGAGCCCGGUGUUUGGGAAGCGGCGCCAGGAACCUCAACCAGCAGCAGAAGUGACUCUCGCUCGUCUGAGGACGCGGCACAGCGGAGUCCCUGGAGCGCUGACGGAGCUAUGGAUCAGACCACGCUGUCGUCUGUUAGUGAACCCGCCGCCUGGUCAUGUGACCUCUGUGACCACACUGACCUCUGUGACCCCACUGACCCCGGUCACCUCGGUGACAACGGUGACCCCAUGGACCUCAACAACGGCAGUGACCCCGGUGACUCUUGUAACAGUCUCGCACGGAAUAGCGCGGAGGACGAAGACACGAAACCCACCGACCAGGAUACCCUGCCGUCCGUCAGUGAAAUCAGCUGCUGGUCGUGGGAGUCAGUCAGCUCCGUGGAAUACAACACGCGAGGGCAGACGGAGGAACCAGAACGUUCGUCUGCAGCCACCGCUGGUAACAGCAAGUCGUCGUCACGUGACCACCUCGGCUGUGCAGAGGGCGCUAGUGUUCCCCCUGAGAUAAGCAACACAGGUCCCGACCCGUCCCUGUGUAAGGCCAAGGUCAACUGUUGGUCACAAGAGAUGUGUAGCCUGGUACAAUGUGUGUCACGUGCGGAAGGAGAAGACACGAACCAGGACUCGCGUGUCGUCACAAGGGGAGAGGGCGGGUUUUCUUACGGUGUGAAAAGUUCCACACCGUCUGAUGUGCAGGCUUCUAGGAUACCAGAGGGGCAGGCUUUCUCUUCCAACCGACCGAGCAGCUUUAGUUUUUGUGGCAUGUUUCGUUCUGUUGAGAGUGGCGGUUUGGGAGUUUCUAAAAACGCAGCAGAUGAGCAACCUGGCGGGGACCGGGUUACAGAUUCCGGGCCCAGUAAUUUGACAAGUGCGGCGUGUCCCGGACAGUUCUCGACUGAGCCGGACAUUGACCUACAUAACACAACUCUCCACACCAGCCACGAUGGGUCGGGUAUUUAUUACGAAGCGGAAGAAAACUCGGUGUCCUUUUCAGACUUGACGGGACUCUCUUCAACGUCGUUGUCAAAUCUUCUGGAAGAUGUCUCUGAUUUCCCCAGUGACAUUUCGUUGCAGUCGCUGUGCUGUUCUUCGUAUCUUAGCCCGCAAGUCUCCAGCACACAGCCCACACAAAGUUUCCACGUUCCGCCCACACGCCCAGUCGCCAAGCUGCCGAUGAACAGAGACAGCCCAGCUAUCCAUCAACGUGGUGAUCUAGACCGAAGGUGUGGUGGAGAUAUCGUCAAAGAAAAAGUGCUGAUCCACAAAGACGACAAAAACACUACCUCUUUGACAGACUUUUUGAAAUCCAGCAAUCGCUUUCCUCCGGUAUUGUCCGCGAAACAGAAACCACUCGAGUCGGACAAUGUUCCCGGCGACUUUGUCUGUGGCAUCAUCGCGCGGACAGUCCCCCUACCCCUGACAUCUUCCGACGACGAGGAAGACGAGGAACGCCCUAGAAGGAACUACGACGAAGGCGUCAGUGACGUGAGAAAAAAGACGCAUCAUUUCCUCGACCGCUCCUCGAAAAUUAGCGAGGGUGUUCCAGAAUCACACGGUUUUGAAACUCCGUGCAGUGGAAGUUGUGAGUCAAAAAGAAGUCCUGGGACGUUUUCUAAAGAGGAUAUGGAAUCGACAACACCACCCGACAGAGGCAGUUCGUUGAGUGUGGGUUCUGGACAGCAGUCGAACACGUAUGGGACAGUUCUUUCCCUUGAUUUUCCAAAAUCUGUAGGAGAUCCGAAGACUGAUCUGACGGAGAAGUCACACAGACACGCCCCCUGUCCCGCCAGUUCCGAGAUCCAACUCUCGGGUGAAAAAGCGAGCUGUGAAGUAGCGACGGGUGAGCAGCAACUGACACAAGAGGAAGAAGACUUGGAUUGUCAACCUGAGCACAGACGACCCAUCCACUUCCAGAGGAGUAUGCCGUUUGCUGAACUCCUCAGGCGAUUCUGACAGUCUCUCCUGUACCACGCGGACAUACGAAGUGGGCAGCUGGUGCCCUUUUGUGGCGUGUGAGGACGUAUUAUACCUACUAUCCCCCCAAAAUCUUUACCCUCGGGAAAGCCUAUAACAUAAAAGGGUAAAGGUUUUUGGGGGUCACCUAGUGCACGCACUCGUAGAAUACAGCGCAAGUAGAUGUGUGCUGGUGAAAAAUGUUAUGACGAGGAUGUCCCAUACAUCAGAACUUGCGCUAUGCUUUCUGGCAUUUAUUCACCACCCUAAGAAAUGCAUUGGCCUUGUUCGGGGUAACAGGACUGAAAGUCUGAAAAAAUAUUCAUCUGUGUUUUUAAAACGAAAUCACUUUGUUCCACAAUAUUAUUACCUAGACUUGUACUCGGCUUAUGUUGUAUACGACAUUUCUAUCUAAAUUAUAUUUUUACUGGCCUCUG